AUGAGAUGGGUUUACUUGACUCAGAUAGAAGCAUGCGUGAAGCGAGCCAUGCAGAGAGCAGUAGACUUAUCAGAACUAAUUUCAACAGUAAUAAAGGACGAUGCUACGAAACGCGCCAACUACCAGAAACCGGCCGGUUUUGAACUUACCAUAAAUGCGCAGUUACUGACUACCAAAGAGGCUCAGCCAAACGAACUCGUUGCCCCUGCUGUAGAACUCACGGAGGAGCGCCUUGAGAGGGAACAACCUAGCGUGAUGUUAAAUGAAAAUCCUUUAACAAGAGACAGUGGAUCGGAAUUCGACGAACGCACAGAGGAGAAGGCGUUAGCUAGUCAGGUGGCGUCGAUAGCGGAUGGUGUAGACAAUGUCAGGAUGGAAACAAGCACAGAACCUGGACCUUCUGCUAUAUCCUCUGCAUCGCAGAGCAAGCAAACGAUCAGCAAUAGGAAGGUUAUUUUGCACAUCUUGGGGCUUGUGUUUACUUCUUUUCAUUUAAGACUUUCCUUGAAUAUUUGA
Molecule: messenger RNA, 516 nt
Organism: Strongylus vulgaris
Lineage: Eukaryota; Metazoa; Nematoda; Chromadorea; Rhabditida; Strongylidae
Source: the annotation of a GenBank genome assembly